CGAGCCCACAGCCCCCUCCAAGCCACUGUACUCCUCCUCCUCCCCUGGCUUAUGCUGUUCACAGGAGGCAGUGGGUAGGACCGCUGUGUGAGCAGGAGGCUGCAACCAUGAGUGCGGAGGACCUUCUGGCUUGGCGCCCGCAGGAAGAACUCAAGGACUUGCCCAAAGACGGCCCCCCAAGCCCAAGUGAUGACGAAGCCGGCAGCGAUGGAGAGAGGAAGCACUGGAAGCUGCUGGAGGCCAUCAGCUCCCUGGGCGGGAAGGGGAGGUGGAAACUGGCCGAGAGAUCAGAGGCCGGCAUGCACGCGUCGGAGUUCAGCGUUGGCUCGGCAGGGAAGCUGGCCCUUGCUGAUCUGCUGCAGGCCGCUGAGCCAGCCUCCUCUCUGGCCACAGUGAAAAGGCAGCUGAAGAGGGUCCAGGUGAAGACGCUGGCGUUGCCCGCUAGCAAAGAGGAGGUUGCACGGGUCCAGAGAGAGGCGGCCUUCCAUCAGAGCUCCCAGGCUCUCUCCAAAUGGGAGCCCAUCGUCCUAAAGGCCCGGCAGGCAGAGCAGCUGGUGUUUCCCCUGCAGAAGGAGCCGGCCGCCUCCGCCCCCCUCGAACACAUGCUCCGGGGCUGGACGGCGAAGACGCCCCUGGAGCGAGAGGUUUUCCACACCCUCCACCAGCAUAGGCAGCCAGUGAGGGACCCUCUGCUGACGCCCGUGGAAAGGGCUGCUCGCCAAGCCAUGAGCCUGGAGGAGGCGAGGACAAGACGGGCGGCGCUUCAGCGGGCCCGGGCCCUGCAGUCCUACUAUGAGGCCAAGGCUCGGCAAGCAAAGAAAAUCAAAAGCAAAAAGCAUCGCAGAGUUGUGAAGAAAGGAAAGGCCCAGAAGGCGCUCGGAGAGCGUGGGCCUCUGCCAGAGGGCAGUGCCCCCUCGGCGCUGGAAGAGCUGGACAGAAGGGAGACGGCCCGCGUGAUGGAACGGAUGGGCCUGAAGCACCAGAGCCGAGGGAAACGGGCCAGGGCGCUGGCGAUCCGGACCAGGUAUGAGCCCAAGGCACGCCAGGCCAGGCAGGACCAGCUGGCCAGGAACAAAGAGCUGAUGCAGAAACACCAGGCUCCCGACAGCGAGGAAGAGGAGGAGGGUGGACUCCUGGCCCCUGACGUGGACCAAGCUCAGACGGACCCCACGGGGUCCAACCCCUGGAUGCUCAGGCGCCCCACCAGUGAGUCCCGAGAGGCCAGGAUCCCGAAGGGCCCUGACCUGCUUCCUGAGCCUGCGGCCCUUGAGGAUUCAGCAAGUGAACAAGAGAGCCCCGGAGCAGACAAAGACACGUGGGGCAAAGAAUCUGAGGAAAGACAGCCCCUUCAGGAAAGAUGGGAGCCCAGCCAGGACGCUGAGCCUGUGGGCCCCCAGGCAAGACGGGACACCAGCCACCAGGAGGUGGUGUCUGAGGUGAGGGCGCUGUCUCAGAAACUCAGCAAGCGAGGCAGGCCGUCCAGGAAGAAGCCUGAGGCAAGUUCCCUGGGGGCUGUUCUCCCCACCCAGAGCUCAGAGAGCAUGCAGACCAAGGUAGAGCUGGGCAGAGAAAACUACCCUCCCGACAUGGAGCUUCCCCGGCCUGUGUCAGGGGGGCCGAGGGCAGAGAGGAUCCCGGAAGAUCAGCAGCCUGGCGUCCCCAGGAAGCAAAGGAAAGAGCCGAUCAUUGAUAUACAGAACCUUCUAACCGCGAGCCCUCCUCCAGGGACACCUUGGGCACCAGAGGAGUUAGAAGGUGACGGGGAGAGAGGCCAAAGGCAGGUGAUAAUGGAAGCUUUUGCUGGGGAUGAUGUCAUCCAGGACUUCUUGAAAGAGAAGAGGGCAGUGGUGGAGGAGAGUCAGCCAAAGGCAGUGGACCUGACGCUGCCCGGCUGGGGCGAGUGGGGUGGGGUGGGCCUACAGCCCAGAGCCAAAAAGCGGUGCCGGUUUCUCGUGCCCUCCCCUGCGGGGCCUCCGCGCAAGGACGGGAACCGGCCAAAUGUGAUCAUCAGUGAGACGCGCAACUCCAGCAUGGCAGCCCACCAGGUGCACGUGCUCCCGCCCCCAUUCUCCCACCCCCAGCAGUUCGAAAGGACCAUCCAGGUCCCCGUGGGAGCCACGUGGAACACCCCGAGGGCCUUCCAAAAGCUGACCACUCCCAAGGUGGUCACUAAGCCAGGCCACAUCAUUAAGCCCAUCAGAGCCGAGGACGCAGGCUGCCGCUCUUCCUCAAGGUCAGACCUCUCUGUGGUGCAGAGGGCCCCAAACUGGCUCUCCACCCAGCACCGCAGAAACACCGAUCGAGCUGCCCUGAGGCCCUGAUGACUGCACCCCCUGGGACUGCACCCCCUGGGACUGCACCCCCUGGGGUUGGUGUGACUCUUCCGCGGACUCCGUUCUCGGAGCCGGUCACACUGCAUUCGAAAUUAAACUACAAGGACAUUGGCAUCUCUGAGUGGGGGCUUCUCUCGGAGGCCUCUCCAGGAGCUAUAUUGGUUAGACACCUGCUCGCACGCCCCCUCCCCCCCCAUCCCAUAAUCCCAUGUCAUUAUGUUUGUAGCCCAGAGAGAGACUUCCAGGGGCAAGUAAGAAGGCAUGGGGUUUAUCUUUUUUUUUUUUUUCAAUCGUUUUAUUAGGGGCUCAUACAACUCAUCA
Molecule: messenger RNA, 2654 nt
Organism: Echinops telfairi (small Madagascar hedgehog)
Lineage: Eukaryota; Metazoa; Chordata; Mammalia; Afrosoricida; Tenrecidae
Product: U3 small nucleolar RNA-associated protein 14 homolog A-like
Exons: 2
Coding region: 108-2321 (737 amino acids)
Biological process (GO): rRNA processing
Cellular component (GO): nucleolus; small-subunit processome
Source: RefSeq, a predicted model, not a curated record